Molecule: messenger RNA, 1443 nt
Organism: Melanotaenia boesemani (Boeseman's rainbowfish)
Lineage: Eukaryota; Metazoa; Chordata; Actinopteri; Atheriniformes; Melanotaeniidae
Gene: ppm1na
Product: protein phosphatase, Mg2+/Mn2+ dependent, 1Na (putative)
Exons: 6
Coding region: 31-1338 (435 amino acids)
Biological process (GO): positive regulation of canonical NF-kappaB signal transduction; protein dephosphorylation; positive regulation of canonical Wnt signaling pathway
Cellular component (GO): cytosol; nucleus
Molecular function (GO): manganese ion binding; magnesium ion binding; protein serine/threonine phosphatase activity
Source: RefSeq, a predicted model, not a curated record
AGGAAGCUUGAGCACAGGCUCCGUGGGGUGAUGAGGACGGCCAGGCGUGCAAGCAAUGUUGAGGUGCCCUCCUUCCUCCGCCAGCUGGUCAAGGAGACAGAGAAGAUGGUAACAUUUUUUUUCAAAGGGGGAUCCAGAGAAACAGGGUCCGGAGAGGAGGAUAAUUUGGAUGAGGAUGACCCUCUGCCAAGCCCCUACCUGGAGCGUCCCAUUUUGGAGAAGCAUGUGUCAGAGGGGGGAUCUAAUUUGGGGGUGAACUAUGCUGUGGCAAGCAUGCAGGGCUGGAGGGCUCAGAUGGAGGAUGCCCACACCUGUAUGCCCCAGCUGAGAGGAGACCUGGAAGAUUGGUCAUACUUUGCUGUUUUUGAUGGACACGCAGGCAUUACAGUGGCCCAGUACUGUGCCAGAAACCUGCUGGAUCAUAUCCUGGCUACAGGUGAGAUCACAGUAAAUGAGGAUGCUGAGCAGGUGAAGGGGGGAAUCCGUGAAGGCUUCCUGGACAUUGACCGUCACAUGCACAAAUUGGCUCGUCAGGACAACUGGGACAGAAGCGGCUCCACUGCAGCAGGCGUGUUGAUUUCCCCACGCUACAUUUACUUUAUAAACUGUGGGGACUCACGUACUCUGCUCUGCCAUAAUGGCCAGGUGGUCUUCUACACAGAGGAUCACAAGCCCUUUAACCCCAGAGAAAAGGAAAGAAUCCAGAAUGCAGGAGGCUCAGUGACCCUGCAAAGAAUUAAUGGCUCGCUGGCCGUUUCCAGAGCACUGGGAGACUUUGACUUCAAGGAAGUGGACUGGAGGCCACAGACGGAGCAGCUAGUGUCACCAGAGCCAGAGGUGUAUGAGAUGGAGAGGACACCAGAAGAUGAGUUCCUCAUUCUGGCAUGUGAUGGCGUGUGGGAUGCCAUUGGGAAUGAGGAACUCUGUGCUUUUGUGCGCAGUCGCCUGAAGGUGUGCGAUGACCUGAGAGAGAUUUGUACCCAAGUCAUUGACCUCUGCCUCUAUAAGGGCAGCUUGGAUAACAUCAGCAUCAUCAUCGUCUGCUUCCCAGGUGCCCCCCAGGUGUCACCGGAGGCGCUGCAACAGGAAGCAGAGCUGGAGCAGCAGAUUGAUUUGAAAGUGGAAGAAAUCAUCCAGAUGAUGAGGUCCAAAGAGGAAGAUCCGGACCUUCUGUAUGUGAUCAAAUUCCUGGCAGCAGAAGAGAUUCCAGGACUUCCGCCAGGCGGAGGCAUCACCAGCAAGAGAGACUGCAUCAUAUCCUCAUAUCAGAAACAUGUCAUGGCCCACAGGCCUCAGGAGCCUAUGGACAUCGAGGGAUCGGAGGAAGACUCAAACUAAAACUGUGACAAUGGAAACAGGAUCAGCACCAGCUUCACCGUCUCUGUGGAAACCAAGAUGCAUGAACAAGAAGUUUUACAUUUUAGAUGAGAACUAAACUUUUUC